Messenger RNA from Gongylonema pulchrum, 339 nucleotides. Lineage: Eukaryota; Metazoa; Nematoda; Chromadorea; Rhabditida; Gongylonematidae. The record is from the annotation of a GenBank genome assembly.
AUGGACCGUCAUUUAUUGGGCCUGAGAAAGAUCGCUGCCGAACAUGGACGACCAAUACCGAAAAUUUUUGAAACCGAAGCGUACAAGAAAAUGAUGAAUUUUACACUUUCAACUUCACAAGUACCGACUGUGAACUUCGUUCCGUUAGCGUAUGGGCCGUCGGCGCCGGAUGGCUUUGGUAUUUGCUACAAUCCUCAACCCGAGCAACUGCACUUCACCAUUUGCACAUUGCACAGCUGCCUAGAAACCAGCUCAGCCAGGUACGCUGAGGAACUGGAGAAUGCGCUGGUGGACAUGCGUACAAUUCUCACCAAAGCGAACGGUAGCGAGAAGAGUUAA